This is a messenger RNA of Macrobrachium nipponense, 1484 nucleotides long. Its product is annotated as perlucin-like protein. NCBI's taxonomy places the organism in Eukaryota, Metazoa, Arthropoda, Malacostraca, Decapoda, Palaemonidae. The record is from RefSeq and is a predicted model, not a curated record. Bases 143 to 976 code for a protein of 277 amino acids. The transcript is spliced from 5 exons.
CAUGCCAAGGGGUCCCAUGAGACAUCCUUACCAUAGGCGCCACGGAGAGUUUAUUAAAGGACUCCCACGUCUUUUGAGGAAUUCAGAGGGAAGAAGGACGGUGCCAGAACUAGUACUAAGCUAAACUCGGUAAGAGAAAGAGAUGGAGUGUUCGAGCAUGGCCGUUGCUUCUUGCUUUCGUCUGAUUGCAACCAUUCUUCUUCUUGCAAUCGCUGGUCGCUGCUCCUCGCAGCAAAUGGAUCAUAUCCAACUCGGCAGGAUUGCAGACUCGAUGGACAACCUCACUCAGGUGUUACAAGGUAAGGCAAAGAGCGAAGGAAAAUCUUCUGGAAGUUCAGUGAGUUGCUUCUUUCUGAUGUGUGAAUCUGUCACCUGUUACAUUUAUUCGUAUUAUGCUAAAUUGCAAAAAAAGAUCUUCAGUAUAGGCCUAAGGGUUCCCUGGUUAAAUUCCGUUUUCUUUUCAGCACAAGCGGUUGCUUCAGAGAAAAUCGCCUCAGGAAUCAUGAAAAUGUUCACCUUGAUGGCCACAGAUCAUCUUGUCUGUGAAGGGGGUUGGCUGAAGCUGAGAUCCUCCUGUUACUUCAUUAGUAAAGACACCAGCACUUGGGAAGGAAGCCGUCAAAAGUGCAUAGCCUUGAAUUCUGAUUUGGUUAAAAUCACUCAUGACGAAGAGUACAACUUCCUCCGCGAACUUGCAAAAGGCCACAACUACUACAUAGGACUAAGUGACCUGCAAGAAGAGGGAUCCUACAGAUGGGUUGCAGAUGGCACCAUUCAUCAAAUCGUUGAAUCAUGGUGGGGAGAAGGUGAACCCAGCACUGCAGCAGAACAUUGUAUCCAUUACUUUCCUGCAAAAGACGAUCGUCUCAAUGAUAUUAACUGUGCCAAGGAGUUUAGGUACAUUUGCGAGAAACCUGCCCAACUGCCUUGGAACUUUGCUUCAGUGCUAGAUGAAGAAAUGCCCGCAGACAAGUGAAAUGGAAGAUGGAUCAGGAGUAAGAGUAAAUUUCCUUCUAAGUUUCUACAUAAAGUGAAAUAGCCUGUUGUUGUGUAUUUGCAUUUCUUAAGCUGUAUUCAGUUGGACACUUCGAUAAUCCAUGUUUACAUUUAUUUGAUUAAUCAAUAAGUAGAACUGCAACAUUAAGGUUUACUUCAAACUGAUAUACAUCAAUUUCCAUGUGGAACAUGAGUAUAAAGCUAUCCGGUUUCCCAUUUGGUAGGAGAACUGAAGUACUUUGUGAUUACGUUUCUUUCAGAGUAGUUUCCAUGUGAUGUCUUACUGUCCCUCUAGGUGAGGACCGACGUCAAUCAUCUAGGAAAGUAGGUUUGUAAUUUGAAUGAACAAGGUUGAUGUAAUUUGAAAUGGGGUUGAAUCUCUCAUGAUACAGCUUUUUUUUCAAGUUGUUUUGUUCCCUGAAUAAUGGAAAUGUUGUGCUGACAGACACUUUUCUGCAGGAACUAGGCAUUAAAUAAUUAAAAACGCA